GCAAGAAAGAAAAGUUGGGACGGCCGCUGCAGAGACCAUUGUCUUCGUCAAGCUGGUCAUUAUACGGGAUCUCGAGUGAACUGCGCUACGGAUUUGGAUGGACUCGUUGGGUUCGAAUUCUCGUGAUGCCGUCUCGUCACGCGAGGGUGUACUUUCUGAUGAAAGGAUGCCAGAUAAACGAGCUCUAGAAGAUGCUGCAUGUGCCAUCUCUUUCUGUCUUGACAAUAAAUUUAACGAAGCAGAAGAGCUACUAAAGCCAUGGUCUCACAUAAGUAUGUACCAUGCUUUGGGGUAUAGUACUCUAAUGUUUCUGCAAGCUAUUAUGACAUUUGAGGAAGAAGCAAUUGCUACUGCUAUUGUCAGUAUAAAGAAUGCGAUGAAAAUUACAGAAAGGAGGCGAAAGAAACAUGGAUGGUUAAAGACAGUAGCCAAUGCUUUCACAGGACGAAAACUGGAAGAGUACACAUCAGAAGAGUUGCAUAGUGAGUUGGUUCAUGCCGAGUGUCUUCUACUAAGGGCUCUCUUAAGUUUCAUUCAGGAUGAGAAUCUUGUGAGUUUCAUCAAGGGUGGACUCAAGAUUCGAAGUUGCUUUCAAUCUUACAAGUCAUUUUGGUCUAUGAUUAAUUCAGGAAGAACUACAGGAGCUAAUGAUGAUCCAGAGUUCAUAUCUGGUACACAAAUGGGACUCGGUGCAUUCAAUUUGAUGGUGUCGUUACUACCAGGAAGGAUUCUCAAGAUCCUGGAAUUUAUUGGGUUUUCUGGAAAUCGGAGUUUUGGUAUGGAUCAGCUGCUAACUGCAUCUGUGACUGACACUUUACGAGCUCCACUCUGUUCAAUUGGCAUAUUGAAUUUUGAUCUACUUAUAACACAUAUUUUAGGUAUUGGUGAUGGUGAUAUAGAAAGAUGUGAAACUAUUUUAGAUAGAUGUCUACGUGAUCAUCCAAAAGGAGCUAUUUUCUUGUUUCUGUCUGGGCGAGCCAAAUUUCUACGUGGCUUUGUUGAUGAGGCAACAUCACUAUAUAAUGAGUCAGUAGAUGCUCAGUCACAGUGGACCCAACUGCAUCAUCUCUGUUAUUGGGAACUGAUUUGGUCACACAGUGUAAAGGGAGACUGGGAGAAUGCAGCACAUUUCUCAGACCUUACCUACCAGAAGAGUCGGUGGUCAAAAACUACGUGUUUAUAUCAAAAAGCUGCAUUUCUCUCCAUGUUGAGGGACCCUGGAGAGCCUGUUGAUGAUUUGGUUAUCGAAAUGAUGAGAGAAGUACCAAAACACAAACAGAGGAUUGCAGGAAAGUCGAUUCCUGUGGAGAAGUUUGCAAUACAUAAAGCAGAAAAAUGUCUUGCACAAGGCAACAGACUAAUGUUGCCAGGUCUGGAGAUACUUUAUGUUUGGAAUGGAUUUACUGUAUUGGCACAGUGUCCAGGUCUGCUUGAGUCUGUUCUGUGCAAACUCGAUGCAGCAUUGCAAUACUUACGGAGUGACUCAUCUUCACGGACUGGCUACCUAGAUGAUCUCUGCCUUGUUCAACUGCUACGAGGCAUCUGCUUGCGAGAUCAAGUGAAAUUCUCUGAUGCAGAGGAGUGUCUCCUAGAUGUCAUCAAGAGACACAAACAGCUAACAUUUGACCCAUACUUAGCUCCAUUUGCAGAGAUGGAGCUUGGUAUGUUGUACGUAAAGAUGCAACAACCUGACAAAGCAAGAAAACAGCUCAUAUCUGCAAGGUCGAAUUACACUAACUUCUUGCUAGAAAGCCGACUUCAUUUUCGAGUACAUUCAGCACUUGCUCAACUGGAUGAAAGUGAACCAGACAGAUCACACUAAUGUAAGGUACAUCUCACUCUAUUGAAAGAAAUGGCAUAAAGGCACACUGCAGAUAUAGGAAGUCUAUAGCCUGGACGAGUAAGCACUGAACAGAUAGAACUUCAUAACUUUGUAGCACAGAUUUCAUUUAGGUUUCAGGGACAUGAAUAUCCCAGUCCAUAUUCUCAUUAAUUUUACAGCCCCUUCUGAAUUCCUGACCUCGUUCAUGAA
This is a messenger RNA of Corticium candelabrum, 2032 nucleotides long. RefSeq names its product tetratricopeptide repeat protein 39B-like. Lineage: Eukaryota; Metazoa; Porifera; Homoscleromorpha; Homosclerophorida; Plakinidae. Bases 98 to 1822 code for a protein of 574 amino acids. The record is from RefSeq and is a predicted model, not a curated record. Gene Ontology annotation, molecular function: protein binding. The transcript has 18 exons.